AUGUCUAGGAGUCCGAAGGUGGUGCUAGGCCUAUCGGUGGUGCUGAUGGCGGCCACCAUGGCCCGGGUGCAUCUGAAGCAGCGGCAGGACCUGCAGAGGCUUCACGGUGGAGUGAUCAGAGACAUUGAGAGGCAAAUUGGAAAAAAAGAAAACAUAAGUCUCUUGGGAGAACAGAUUAUUUUGACUGAGCAACUUGAAGCAGAAACAGAGAAGAUGAUAGUGGCAAAAGGAUCUCAAAAAACAUGACUUGAAAUGGAUGUCAAAUACUGAUGGGACAUUGUCA
Messenger RNA from Lynx canadensis (Canada lynx), 283 nucleotides. RefSeq names its product protein PET117 homolog, mitochondrial-like. The record is from RefSeq and is a predicted model, not a curated record. Gene Ontology annotation, cellular component: mitochondrion. Lineage: Eukaryota; Metazoa; Chordata; Mammalia; Carnivora; Felidae. Gene Ontology annotation, biological process: mitochondrial respiratory chain complex IV assembly.